AUGCUGAAGAAUGAGAGAUACGACGAGGAAGACAGGCUCAAUGAGGAGAUCGAUUUCGCCGUUGACGUGAGGCUUGAAAAAGAGGAUUUUCAAAAAUUCGAAAGUAGCGAGAAAAAAGUUUUCAUUAGUUCAAAAACAAGUUUCUUUCACUAAAACCACUCCUCGCUGAAAACUUUAUUCAUCGCAACUUGUGAUUCCGUGGAGUGCUGUACCGCAGAAGCGGUCCUAGAGUGAUUUUUUCACUUCGAGCCGUUCUUGAGCGUCAAAUUUGGAGCAAAGUUAAUUUAUCAAUAACUUUCUUUGUCUAUUAGUUUACGGAUGAAGAUCAAAAAAUGUUGGCAAAAGUCGACUCCAUCAAAAUGAAGUUAUUCCCUCGGAACUGUUUUAACAAUAAGAACUGUAAAAACUCAGAAACGUUUAGAGCCCUGUGAGAUAUACUACCGUAUCAGGUGAAGCUCUGAGGUGGUUUGCAAACGGUUCAAACAUCACGCAAGCAGAGGGUUCGGUUUUUUGUGGCUUUAUCUUGAAAAUAUAAUUUUUUUUCAAUCUGUUAUGCAAUUAUUGCCCAAGAAAAUGCUUGUAGAUGAACUCAGCAUGAUAAAUAUAACCUCUAUUCUAAAUUGUAUUCCGAAGUUAAUUUUCAAAAAUUAGAAUGUCAGAAUCAAUUAGAAAGCUGUUCACUUCCAAAACUGACCUAUUGACAAAAAAAAGCUUCCUCCUCACUUAAAAAUCCUCAAUCACUUAAAAUCUUCAAUCACAUGCACUUAAAAUUCAUUUAAAUCACUUAAAAAUUUCAAAAAAACUUCAAUUAUCUAACUAAGCUUCAGAACACCUCGCCUCCUACUACUACAACUUCUCAACAACGAUUCUCGAGUUACAGUGGUCCAGGGACUUCAGACGCCGUUGGACUUUGUUGAACAGGUUGAAAAUUCUAGUUUUCUUUAGAACUUCCAUUUUCAACUGUGAAAUAACCCAUUUCUGCCUCGAAAACCUUCAAGAUCCUCAUUUUAUUUUUUUUCAAAGAAGGCAUUUUCAGCAUUUGGUUCUCGUUCAACAACGUCAUGUCCUUGUCCUACACAAGUGCUUUGAUUGCCCGAGAAAACAGAACAAAAUCCAUUGCGGAAGGGCAAAGAUUCGUCGGAUUGUUUCUGGGCACGGCUUCCAUAGGUGAAAAAUUCAAAAAGUCUGUUCAUUCAAUAACAACCUUCCACAGCAUUGUAUUUACUUGAAAAAUUGAGCUUCAAAAAGACUUUGAAGAAAUUGAAAAGCCAAUAAAGCAAAUCUUCAGGAGCAACCGUUGCCAGCAUCUACGUGGUCUUCGAAUUCCUGACGCAUUAUUUGAUCGUUCGCAGGAAAAGCAAAACGAAUACGAAUAAGAAAAGUGACUACGAGAAACUGAUAAGAAACAAGUAAAUUUUUGAUUCGAUCAAGAUAGGAAAAAAUGUAUAACUCAGGGAUCUCAUCAUUUUUCUACUUGCUACAAUCUACUGUGUGCUGAUAUUGGGAACCUGUGAGCGAUAUUUUGAAACAUUAAAAAAAUUAAACUUCAAAGAAAACUUGAUUAACAAAGCUUUGACGCUAAUUUUGAUAAUUUGAUAUCCAACAGCUUCAAAAAACUUAAAAUUGUCAUAAAUUAUAUUUAUUAAUCGAAUAGAACAUGGUUUUUCGUGACUAGGGGAAUAGGGCUAACCUCCGAAAUGAGCUCAGUCGGAGACACUGCAAUUUUCGAAUUUGAGUGCCUCUAACUUUUUUCAUAAACGGUUUUUGAUUCUAGAGUUGGAAGCAGCGUGAAAAACUAAAUCUAGUGAAGCCAGUCUUAUUCAGAACUACCACUGUAAGCUCAAUCUCUAUAAGAGAUGAUGCCUAAACUGACAAAAAAGGAGCAAAAUCACACACUUUAAAGAUUUCAGUAACGCUCUUGGCUCGGAAAAAGGACAAUUGGUCUUGGGAUCAAGCGAUUCGUUAUAUCAUUUGCAUCUGGAUUGGCGGUUACCCGCAGGAAAUGUACACGCCGAGAUCAAUUUACGCCGCCGAAGUGAGUCUUUAGAGAAUCAAAGUCUCGAUUUUCAACUUCCUAUUUUGAAACAGAGAGAAAACCGACCAGCACUCUAUUUUCAAUGGCUUAACGUCUCUCAAAACUAAAGUUACAUCUAAAAAUACAUUGAGAAGGGAUCUUGAAGUUCAUCUGUAAAAAAUAUCGAUAGUGGUAAAUCGGAUUAUAUUCUGACCAGUUUCUUGUGGCUCAAAAGUCAUAGCUACGGUUUGUUAAAUUUGCAAUUUUUUUUUUGCUCAAAGGCACAAGCGCAGUGGAAAAACAGGGUCUCUCUGACCUUGGUAACACGAAUCGGACGUUUUUGAGCAUUUCUAUUGACCACCUUGGUGGCGUUCGCUCUCUUAAGUGGUCCCUAGAACUGCUCAGAAACGUCCGGGGCGGGUCCGGUCUCCAUUACCGAGAUAUGAGUUAUUUAAAAUAGAAAAUAGAGCAAAUUUACCGCAAAACGCGCUUUUGGCGGGAGCUCAAAUUUCUCUUUUUCUUAAUAAUCAGGAAAAAAAAAAUAUAUUUUAUUCGAUACACAAUAAAAUGCAACGGCGUAUUUAUCUCAAACCGAAUUUUUUUUUGCUCAUAUGCCUUUGAUAAAUGCUACUUUAACUUCAAAUCAAAUCGGGCUCAAAUUUCAAAAUCGAAAAACCAAAUGAAAGCCUGAUGCUAUCCUUUCUAGAAAAAAUUUUUGGACACCAAAACUUCAUUUGAAAUUUUCUAAGGAGCAUUUUCAUGCUUCAAAGUUAUCAGUAACAACUUCAAUAAUAGAAAUGAAAAAUAUCACAAUAUCGUAAUUUCCGCCGCAAUUUUAUAACUGUCACGCCUUUCUACUCAAUCUCUACAAAAUCUAUCAACCCUAACCAUUUUCUCAACUCCAGAUGACCUUCCGAAGUCUGUCCCUUCAAAUCGCCCUCCAUUUCCACGUCUUCACUUGCCAAUCCCUUUUCCUUUUCACCAGCGUCCGAGCGAUCAACUCCAUCAUAACAGUUCGUUAUUUAUUAGUUUUUUUUAGAGCUAAACUACCAAGAUACAUGAUUUUACAGGCUCGCGAGAACAACUACCUGGAUUGA
Molecule: messenger RNA, 3111 nt
Organism: Caenorhabditis auriculariae
Lineage: Eukaryota; Metazoa; Nematoda; Chromadorea; Rhabditida; Rhabditidae
Source: the annotation of a GenBank genome assembly